GACUACGUGAAGAUUGGGGCUCAGGAUCUUGAAUCCUCGUUAUAGACCGCUGGCGUGUUUGUUCUGUCUGGCUCGUUAUUUUGUACUCGACGUGCUCUACAUAACCAAUUCUGGCUACCAAGAGAAAUAAAUUUUCAAAAACUUAAUGAACUUGGAAGCCUUGCUUGAUCAACAAAUCAUGAACAAGCUAAGAUUUCACAGAAUGUUUCAUUAGAAAAAUACCAAUAUGCUUCCAAGCUUCAAUUUUAGUAAUGAGUAAAAGCGACUUAUGCACCACGUUUGAAACAGAGCCAACGCCACUGAGAGGUCAACGGGAAGAGUUUUGCGAGCUCUAGCUGGGCUUAUGUAUGGGAGUAUCAGUGUCAAGUUGAUGCGAGGGUAAUUUCAAUCUGCUGUGUGUGAGCGGUGACGAUUCUCUCCCCUUGCGGAGGUCGCAUCGUCGGCGCGGAGGUUUGAGAACUUUUUUCACUACAAGAACGGUUUCAGUUCUAAGUUUUGGGCAGUAAACGGGCUCAGAGAAGCCACUAGGCGUGCUAGCAGUUAGAUCUCCACUCCCUCGCAGGAAAGGCAGAGGUAAUUGGCACGACAGAAGGGAUUCACAUAAGAAGGCUGUGCUGGUCGCAUUCGUUGAAGCUACCACAAGAGCUCGUCGUCGUCGUCGUCGCGUGAGUCGUACCAGGUCUGGUGCUGAACCUUCAAGCCGCCUUCCGCUGUCCUUCGCCAGAACAAAAGCAAAGCGGUGUAGGUGGCAAUUGCAACUGCGCGUUGUUGCACCAGUACGGCAUCUAUCUCGUGAUUUUCAUAUGUUUGGAAAAGGACAAAGAUAGUUGCAAUGUCGCCGGCUUUCGUUACUCAACCAACCACCUUUUAUCGUGGACAAACGGACUUCAUAUUUAGAAAUUCGGGCAGAAGGUGCAACAACGACGCAUUGUUCCAUACCGAAUCGGGAUCAUUAAGUUUGCAUUAUCAAUCUCUGAAACGGGAUGGCGCAUCACAAGCUCUAUCAUUUGAAAAGCAGAAAAGGAUCGGAAGGGAAUCACGCUUCAAGCGAUUACCCAUUGGCACUCACGUUGUGGCACCUGCUACUGUUGGCGAUGGAAGUGCAGACAGUAAUAUCAAAUCUCAUUUGAAAGCUCCGAUGCACGGUAACGAGAAAAAAGCUUCUCGCAGGCUUCAAGUAGUAAGCAAUGCCACGCCCGUGGCUGUGGGAUCAGCCACUGGUCUGUUGAUCCCGUUACCUACAGUGGACAGUGAUCAUGGGAAUCAUGAGGGUGUGGAUACAAACCUAUUCAACCAAAUGCUAAUUCAGAAAAAAGUGGUUCCUUUGAAGAGAACCGAAGGCAACCGAGUUGUUGAAACAGAGGAGGAGGAGGAGGAGGAGGAGGAGGAGCAAGAGAUUGCUAUCGUUGAGAAAAACUUACAGAGCUUUGAGAAUUCCACUGCUGCAACUGCAUUUCUAUUGUUCAGUUCGGCAGCCAAGUACGAAAGUAUGCUUGUAGACUUCCUCGACCAGCUGGAAGGCAUUAGGCUACACGCUUUGGCAUUGGAACAGCGGUACGCUACACAGCUAGAGAAGAUUCAUCGGCAUUAUUAUGCUAGUGAAAGAAAUUUGCUUCAUUACAUGGGAUUCCGAUCCCUGGAUGUUGCGAACCUACAAGAAGGACUCGCAUCUUCUGGACUCUCUGGUUUGGAGGGUUGCGAAGCUCACACAUUGGCAAGCCUAAAUACACUCGGCACAAUUCUCUUUUCACUGCUCACCAACUCGCAGAAUAACUGCUCAUGUUUAGAUGGCGAAACUAGACGCAGAUGCAUUCCGUCUGUAUCAAUUCCAGAAUGGCAAAGUGUUGUUCAAAAUAAAGGGACUUCUGCAACGGACGUGGUGCUGAACGGGACCGAACACAUUUCUUACGAAGCUGGAAACUUCAUGUUGUCCAAGCAUGCGGAAGCUCUUCUAGGGUCAUCGCCUCCAGAACGGAAUACAGUGAUUAUGGUCACUCUUCCUUCAGAAGCAGCUGAAGACGAUAAACUCAUCCGUCACCUGCUGCUGUCAGGUAUGAAUGUUGCCAGGAUCAAUUGUGCGCACGACAGUCCAGAGGUUUGGAAGAAAAUGGUUCAAAAAGUCCGCUUCUUUGCUGAGCUUCUAGAAAUGCCAUGCCGUGUCAGUUUCGAUCUUACUCGACCAAAGCUCCGAACUGGUCCCAUGCAACCUGGCCCAUCUGUUCUUAAAAUCAAGCCGACUAAAGACAGCCUCGGUCAUGUCGUUGCCCCAGCAUGUGUCUGGAUUGCGGAGGAAGGAGUGAGACCUUCCGGUCAAAGGAUUCCGGAUGUGUGCGUGCCAAUCAUUCCAAGCCCUGGGUGGACGAAGAAAAUCCAAAGUGGUGAUGCAAUAAAGUUCAAAGACGCAAGAGGACGGUCUCGGGAGCUUCGUGUAAUGGAGAAAGGAAGUGAUCCAUCGAGGGCCGGUAUAUUUGCAGAGUGCAGGGCCGUUUCCUACAUUGAGCCUGGAUGUGCAUUAACUGUUUUGGGAUACGAUGGCCAGAGACUCAACUUGAACGUUGGGCAGCUACCAGAAGUGGAGCAGGCCAUACUCCUUCGACCCGGCGACAAGCUUCUGUUGAAAAGAGACCAUGUUUUAGGAAGUCCGGCCCAAGUGGACAAAGCAGGGAAAGUGGUGGUGCCGGCGUCUGUGACAUGCACGCUCGACAAGGUCUUCGACGUUGCUAAACUCGGACAGCCUGUGAAAUUUGACGACGGCAAAAUUGGAGGCGUAAUCGGCAGCGUGUCACCUUCCGAGAUCUGCGUUACGAUCACAGAAGCUGGUGGUCAUAAGGGGAGGAAAUUGAAGGGUGAGAAGGCGAUCAAUUUUCCAGAGAGCGACUUGUCUUUGAAUGGGCUCACCGUAAAAGACGCCGAGGAUUUAGAUUUUGUUGUUGCAAAUGCCGACAUGUUGGCAUUGUCCUUCGUCAACGGUCCGGCAGAUGUACGCGCCCUUCAGGACGAGCUUGCAAGACGAGGUGCAGACGAGAUCGGCAUUGUGGUCAAAAUCGAGACCGAGUUAGGAUUUCAGAGCCUACCUUCGAUUCUCCUGCAGACGAUGGUGACGAUGAAUCCCGUGGGCGUUAUGGUGGCUCGAGGCGACAUGGCAGUGGAGUGCGGGUGGCAACGCCUCGCUGAAAUACAGGACCAAAUUCUGUUGCUUUGCGAAGCUGCUCAUGUGCCCACAAUCUGGGCCACACAGGUCCUGGAGGAAUUAGCGAAAUCUGGCUUGCCUUCUCGGGCUGAAAUCACGGACGCUGCAUCAGGUUCCAGGGCGGAGUGCGUGAUGCUAAAUAAGGGCCCUUACAUUCUGCAAGCUGUGGCCAGUUUAGAUGACAUCCUCCGCAGGGAAGCGAGUCGGAGGAGGAAAAACCGAUGGAGAAUGCAUCCGUUGCAGAAUCUUGGCAACCUCGACAUGUAAGGCUCCGUUCAUGCGGUCCAAGCGCAGCAAUGGAUGAGAUGUGGGCUUUGAUCCGGCGUGGCGAUGCUUCGGGAGAUGCUGGCGUGGAUCCCGAUGCGCCGUGCCUUGUGUAGUUCAUGCUUUUGUACAUACCACACGCUGAAUGCAAGCUCGUGAGAGGACCCCAUGCGACUGACUCUCUCCAUUCGCUGUAGUUAAGUGGAUUCUCGCGCAGUUGUGAAGAGUGAUUCCCGCGUGCUCUGGUUGCUUUUCAGCAGAGCUUCCAGAGUUGGAAACAAUACAGACCUUACUCCGUGCUGGUGGGGAGGUUCACCCUUAGCACCAUUCAUUCAUUCAUUUUUCUGGCUACCUGCCAAUCUUAACUUAAUUCGCAAGAUUGAGUACAGUU
Messenger RNA from Physcomitrium patens, 3845 nucleotides. RefSeq names its product plastidial pyruvate kinase 4, chloroplastic. NCBI's taxonomy places the organism in Eukaryota, Viridiplantae, Streptophyta, Bryopsida, Funariales, Funariaceae. The record is from RefSeq and is a predicted model, not a curated record. Gene Ontology annotation, biological process: glycolytic process. Gene Ontology annotation, molecular function: magnesium ion binding; potassium ion binding; pyruvate kinase activity.